Messenger RNA from Nannochloropsis gaditana CCMP526, 2366 nucleotides. RefSeq lists its product as uncharacterized. The annotation marks the transcript as partial. The record is from RefSeq and is a predicted model, not a curated record. The transcript has a single exon.
CAGAAUUCCUCCCCCCCCCGACAAAAGAUAGGAAAAGAUGGACUUUUCGUCGUCCUUGAAAGCCGCAAGCUGCCUGGUAAAGCGGCUUCGACAAGAAACCACGGGUUCAGAGCUGUCGACCCUGCUGCCCGUCGCUCAACUGUUAUCAUCCAAACUUAUAGCGAAACCAAAUUUUGUUUUGACGGACGUCGACGAACCUCUGCGGAUCUUAAUGACUUUGGGACAGGAGGCACGGUGGGAAUGCUUGUGCGUGGCAUUACUGGUCUUCAACGACGCCAUAGCACACACGGCUCCUGCCCCUGCCGUCUCGCCAGUGCUCCGCAAUGCAGUUGAGACGGUGAUCGCACUUCAUUUGGAGCAUGAUGAGCCCAGGGUGAGGCGCCUGGUCGCCAAGACGCUCGGUUUGCUCUGCACCCUCCCAUCCGUGGGGACGGACGCCUAUACGCGCUUUGCUGGGCAAUUGUGGGCCAGUGUGGAUGCGAAUAUCACGCGGCGUAUUACCGAGACGCGGCGGGCAAAGCUGGGUGUAACAAAAAACAUUGUUAUGGACGAUGUAAGCGGCUGGCGUUCACUGGAAACCUCUCUUAUGGCUUUGCGUGAGGUGGUUGAAGCUUGUGGGCCUGAACUGAUUCGGCGUAGUUUGCUCACUCCGGAAUGGCUCAACAAGACGGUUUUUACAGCAGCUGAGCACUCAAAUCGUUAUGUCAGAGAGGCGGCUAUGGACAUGGCUCGGGUGGUGGUCGAUCGUUGUGUAUGUAUCAGCGACAGCGCUUCUUGUGGGAAAGUCAUAGAUUUUAAUAGGCUGGCUGCUGUCGUAGCAGGUGGCUUGGCAGAUGCCUGGCCGCAAGUAGUGUAUGCGGCUGUCAUUGCGACUCGUAGUCUUCUGUUAACGGCUACAAACCAUGUUGGUGUGGAUGCCGAAGAUCUUUUCGCCGAGCUCCUUCCUCCACUUUGUCAGUGCCGCUACUAUACACCUGAGGGUGUUCAGGUACAAGCUCAGGAGACCUGGACUCAAUUGUUUGCAGCCGCAAACAAAGGGAAGGAUGACGCAGGCAGCGCUGGAAGCGGGCGGGAGGCUGUCGCGCGAUAUGUGAAGGAAAUGGUUGAUUGCCAUUGUCGGGCACUUCAGCAUGGACGCAGCCAUUUCACACAGGUCGCCGCGUGUUAUGCCCUGAAGGAGCUAAUGGAAAAGAUCGAUGAAAAGGUAACUUCACCUUUCGCCAAUCAAAUAUUGCGGGGGAUCCUGCCCUGUUUACGGGCUUCGCACUGGGAGCUUCGCUCGGCAGGAUACGUCGCCUUUGCUCAACUUUCACAAAAAUUUCCCGUGAUUGUCAUGUCACGACGAGAAGAUGCUGUUAACGUCUGUUUUGUUGGAUUAGAAGAUGAAUCGUGGUCCAUUCGCGAAGAGUCUGCAUGGGCACUAGCCGCCAUGACUCGAUAUGGGGAAAAAACAAAAAUGCAGCAAUGCCUUAUCACCCGUCUUGAAGCCACACUGGAUGCCGCUCGCCGUCAACCUGUGGAGACCGAAGAAGAGCAGCUGCGACGCUUCAAUGAUGCCCAGGCUCACACGGGCGGGCCUGUAUUCGGUUGUUGUGGAGGCCUCUUACAUCCUCGUGCAACUCCGUCGGGGGUCAAUUUGCAGACCGACGUAGAUAUGUCUGCGUAUCGUUACGCAGCUCAGCCCUGGGAAGUGUCUGAAGGCGCUUUGUACAUCUUUGUUGAACUAUGCUCAAAAGAUCUCCUACCACAGAUUGACGCCGUAUACGGAAGCACAUUUGCAGACAGAUAUUUGCCUGUCCUAGCGGAGUUAGGCGGUCUGCGUCAUUUCUACAGCGCCGAUCGUUUGCGUCAGAGCCUCUGGCGAAUGCUACCUCGAGUGACAGAGCGCUUGGGCAAGCCGACCUUGAGGCGGUACUUAGAUCUCUUCACACCCGCGCUUUUCAGUGCCCUCGCCUCGCCCGCGGCCAGUCCCUUGACACGGCAUGCGGCUAUGGUAUGCAUAGCUGAGCUUUGCCGACAAAUGGGCCCCUCGUUUUUUGUGGGUCGGCUAUCAGAGGCUGAACGCCAGCUCUAUUUUCGUCACGUUCCUCGUUGGUCUUCACCCCACGGCAUUGCUCGGGCAUCGCGAUCGAAUGGUGGCCUAAUUCCAUCCCUCCUGCUUUCUCAACCUGAAGUUGUCAGCAUAUAGGUGCGCGACCUCUUUCUCAUUUGUCCUGUACUGCAUUGCUCGAAUAAUAACUUGAAGAUAAAGAGUUUGACUCUUGGGAUACGUCCUUGAAACUGUUUAGCUCAAGCAAUGUCUUACAGGCUAAGAAUAAAUUUCGAAGACAAAGGAUGCGUUGUAACACUUAUGCUUUGACUCUUGA